Chilo suppressalis (striped riceborer) is the source of this 1808-nucleotide messenger RNA. The record is from the annotation of a GenBank genome assembly. NCBI's taxonomy places the organism in Eukaryota, Metazoa, Arthropoda, Insecta, Lepidoptera, Crambidae.
GUCGCCAUUUUCCAAGAAUGUCAGCCAAAUCAUCAGCUCUCAGUUUAUGUUAAAAUUUUAUGUUAUUUUACGUGAAAACACCGUAAUUUUGUUCUAAAAUAUCGUUUUAUCUAUUAAAAACAAAAAUGGACCGUUUUAUAAGCAUGUGGAAAGUGAGGGAGUUGGCGGACAAAGUUACAAACGUAGUUAUGAACUACACAGAGGUGGAGGGUAAAGUCCGGGAGGCUACCUCAGACGAGGCGUGGGGCCCCACUGGUCAGCAGAUGCAGGAGCUGGCGCUGGCCACCUUCACGUACGAGCACUUCCCAGAAGUGAUGUCGAUGCUGUGGCGACGGAUGCUGCACGACAACCGCUCGCACUGGAGGCGCACCUACAAGUGCCUACUCUUGCUCAGUUACCUAGUAAGGAAUGGUUCAGAGCGGGUAGUAACCUCCGCUCGCGAGCACAUCUACGAUUUGCGCUCAUUGGAGAACUACGCGUACGUCGACGACAUCGGCAAGGAUCAGGGUAUUAAUGUAAGGCACAAAGUGCGCGAGCUCAUAGACUUCAUCCAAGAUGACGAGAAGCUCAGAGAAGAGAGGAAGAAGGCCAAGAAGAACAAGGACAAAUAUAUUGGUAUGUCGUCGGACGCGGCCGUGAUGGGUGUGCGUGGCUCGGGCGGCUGGGGCGAGUACAGCGACCGCGCCGCCAACUGGGAUGAGCCCAAAGAUACGAGACAUGACGAUGAUGAUUAUGAAAGGGCCGAUUCUGACGGAGAGUACGGUCACAGGUGCAGUAAGCCCAGCAAAGAAAACGUAUACCGAGACUCUGAGUCGAGCAGCCCUCCCCGCCCUAGAUCGCCUGUAACCGCAGCCCCUACUACAAGGACGCUCAACAUAUCGCUCAAAAGUCCCGCCAAGCACAAGCCUACUACGCCCGUCAAGAAAAUUGACCUGGGUGCUGCCGCCUCGUACGGUAAAUCCGCAACAGCAACAUCCACAGCAAUUCCGAGCAACAACAAUAAUAACAAUAGCCAAGAAUUGCUGGAUGAUUUGUUCAAAACUUGUGCUCCUACGCCGUCUAAUCUGCCGCUGGAGGACGACUUCGAUCCAAGAGCGGAAGAAGAAACUAUCGGCAAGGAAGCGUCAGAUUUUGGUGAAUUCGCGGCGGCAUUCUCCCCGCCACCGCCGACUCCUAUAUCUGCCCCGGCGGCAGAAUUCGCCGACUUUUCUGCCGCAUUCAGCAGCACCCAGACGCAACUUAACACAAACUUAAGUGCGCCAGCAAUCCCGGCAUCGAACCUGGAUCUCUUGAGCGAUCUGACCGCUCCACCACCGCCGGGUAUACAACCCGUGUCCCCUCUGGACGUGCUGACGUCACAAAUGGCCACCACUACUCUGCAGCCCACGUUGCAACCCACUCAGCCACUAGGACCGCGCCCCAUAUCGCCCGUAGCGAAAGUGGUGCCACCCAAACCGGCGCCCAAACUUGGCGCCACUUGGGCAGUGGAGUCUGCCGCCGUCAACAUCGACGUCGACAACCUGUUAGCCCCACGGUCCCCUAAAUCUGGCCCCGCGCCCACCAUCAACCAGCUCAAAUCCUCCCCAUCCUCCCCUGCCCAACGACCCCUCCCCUUAAACCAACCAUUUUACCCCAACAAUAACUUCGCUAACUUCAACAAUAAUGUCCGACCCUCAUUCGCUGAUCAAGACUUCCUCCAAUGAUAUUGGGCGUUGGCAGACGUUUGCCAGAAUGGUUGAGUGCGAUAACAGCGUUUUGUAAUUACCAUAAUUUGAUAAUUACCCCCUUUAGUUUUUCAUCAAAUUAAU